AUGCUGGUGGUCAUCACAGCACACAAGGCUGUUCACAUGACAGAGGACAGCCACACCAGCCUAAAGCAAUGGGUGGUGCCACUGGUAGCAUCCAGUGACGUGGCAGCAUUCAAGGACCCUCACUUGGAUGCUCCAGACGACUUAGUGCUGCGCAUGGCUCACCUUGCCCUCGCCUGCACCGCCAUGCCCACUGCCACCCGCCCUUCCAUGACUCGAGUGUUGGGCGAUUUGCUGGCGAUGAAGGAAGAGGUGAUGGGGGCUGAAGUGCACAGAGCUGCAAGCCGAAUUGACAGGGAGAUUGGAAGUUCAGCUGACCCGGUGGACUUUAAUGUCAAACUGGCUCGAGUAGAACAGAUGGAUGUGCAAAGUGGAAAUUUUAGUGUGUAA
Molecule: messenger RNA, 387 nt
Organism: Closterium sp. Yama58-4
Lineage: Eukaryota; Viridiplantae; Streptophyta; Zygnematophyceae; Desmidiales; Closteriaceae
Source: the annotation of a GenBank genome assembly